AAUACUUUUUAAUUCUGUCUCUAUAAAAACAGUUUAUAGUAAAUUGAUAGAUGAAUUUUCAUAAGGACUGCCACCAUGAACAGUUUCUUCAAAUUAGGGAGAAGGCUAUCUAACUGUUCUCGUGAAAUUAGUGUGUUUUCAACCUCCCAACCAAAUGGAACAAAUCAUGCUUGGCAUAAAGCCGUCUCAGAAGCUGAGAAAAUUGUUGGAUUUCCGACGUCUUUUCUAAGUUUAAGAGCUUUAUUGAGUGACGAGUUUGGUGGACUUGCAUUACACCUAAGAAAACUGAUAAGCACCAAACAUCCUUUACUAAAUACAGCAAGAGGUAUCGUGUUCGAUUCUAAAAAUUAUUUACAAACAAGAGGAUUGGUUGUAUUACUUAUUUCAAAAGCAGCUGGAAUCACAGAUAUAGAAAGUGAUUUUACCUCAACAGAGAUUUAUGAAAAACAACGUGCUUUGGCUGAAGUUACUGAACUAAUUCAUGUUGCAUUCCUCGUCCAUAGAGGCAUUGUGGAUGUUAAUCAGAUUGUUGGGAAUGUAAGUAAAACAGAUAUUGACUUUGGUAACAAACUUGCAGUAUUAGGAGGUGAUUUCUUACUUGCUAAUGCAUGUACUGGCUUAGCAAAACUGCAAAACACUCAAGUUGUAGAUCUCAUGUCAACAUCGAUUAAAGAUAUAUCAAGUUCACUUGUAAUUCUACCAGAAAGUGAUUCAGUUUGUGAUGUCGAAAUGCUUUCGGGACUUCCUAUGAACGAAAAUAGCUGGAAAGAGACAGUUCACCUUUCAGCUGGAAGUUUAUUAUCGAAUGCCUGUCGCUCAGCGAUGUUGCUUGCAUCGUCAGAUGUUAAACUUCUCGAAUCUGCGGAAAAGUUUGCGCAUCAUCUUGUACUCGCUCAACAAGCUCGACACGAUUCUUUGAGGUUUGAUACAUUAGAAGCCUUGGAACAAAAACCUAAUUUUUGUUGCCUUUGUUCACUGCCUGUAGUAUUACUAGGAGAACAAAAUGGUGGACUCGAAUGGAUAAAAAAAUUUGCUAUUGAUGAAGGUUUAAAGAAUGUUAAAAUAGAUGUUGAAAAAUUAUUCCACACUGUAAAAAAUGAUCCAAAUGCUUUGCAACAAUCACAUAAAUUGUGCGCAAAUCAUGUUGAUAAGGCUUUAAAUUAUUUGCAUGUAUUUCCCCAAAGUGAGUCUAAGGAUGCUUUAGUCAAUAUACUAUUUUCUGUUAAGGAAUAGAAUAAAACUGUAUAGAAUAUAAGCAUUGGUA
Molecule: messenger RNA, 1264 nt
Organism: Styela clava
Lineage: Eukaryota; Metazoa; Chordata; Ascidiacea; Stolidobranchia; Styelidae
Product: all trans-polyprenyl-diphosphate synthase PDSS2-like
Biological process (GO): ubiquinone biosynthetic process; isoprenoid biosynthetic process
Cellular component (GO): transferase complex; mitochondrion
Molecular function (GO): prenyltransferase activity
Source: RefSeq, a predicted model, not a curated record